Messenger RNA from Symbiodinium natans, 699 nucleotides. The record is from the annotation of a GenBank genome assembly. Lineage: Eukaryota; Dinophyceae; Suessiales; Symbiodiniaceae.
AUGCCGUGUCAUGCUGUCUGCAUUCCUGGUUCGGCGUUGGAAACCGAAUCUACUGAGGCAGAUGAACAGUUUUUUCGUGGCACCCUGGAAGCGAAGUUUGUCGAAGAAGGCAGUCUGCCAUGGACCUGCCAUGCGAUGACAAGUGUGGUCAGUCGGGUUCUCUUGAAUAUUGCUCGCAAGGGAACCAAGACGUUCAAAAGGCAGCAGCCUUAUGAAAGCAGCUCUGUUUUGUGGGCGCACGUGAGCAAUUUUGUUGGGGCAGCCGGCUGGGUUCACGCACACUUGCUUCUCAGGUCUGAAAGCCACUUGAUCUUUGAGCCGCGUGGCGAAGAAGAAGGCUCCCGCAUUCAUGCGGGUUCCACCUACUCGUUCGGACACCUUGGGCCAUCACACCCGAGCACUAUGUUGCUUGUCAUUGCCCCUGUUUCAUCUGGCUGCAGCGGUCCGUGUGCCUUGAUUUUGCAACGUGCGCAGAAGCCACUCCGGAUGGGGAGACAGAAAAGCAAACGGAUGAAUCUGCAGCUGGAUUAUCUGGAUUGCUGGAGAAGCUGGACUGGAAUGGUCGUGCUUUCUGAAGUCGUUCCCUUCCCCUCAUCAUUGAUCGAGUUCCACUCAGGGAGGGCGAGAAAUGCGAGAAUCACGAAGAUUCAUCACCUCAUGCAGGCCCGCUUGACCCUUUCUUGCGCAGAUUCUGCGUGA